Molecule: messenger RNA, 877 nt
Organism: Vicia villosa (hairy vetch)
Lineage: Eukaryota; Viridiplantae; Streptophyta; Magnoliopsida; Fabales; Fabaceae
Product: lipid transfer protein EARLI 1-like
Exons: 1
Coding region: 39-644 (201 amino acids)
Source: RefSeq, a predicted model, not a curated record
AUCUAAACACACAAAACAUUAGUGUUUAUAUCUUAACAAUGGCUUCCAACAAGGUUAAUGCACUCAUUAUAUUGCUUUCUCUUCUUUCUUAUUCCACAUUUUCACAUGCUUGUGAAUCAUGCUAUCCAAAACCAAAACAUAGUCCUCCACCACCUUCCAAAAAUCCUACGCCUUGUCCUCCACCUCCUUCAACAACACCUAAGGCGAGUCCUCCUCCUACUCCAUCAACACCUAAGGCAAGCCCUCCUCCAACUCCAUCAACAACACCUAAGGCUAGUCCACCUCCCACUCCAUCAACACCUAAGGCCAGUCCUCCUCCUACUCCAUCAGCAACACCUAAGGCUAGUCCUCCACCUACAGCUAGUGCUCCUACUCCUUCAUCAUCACAAAAAUGUCCAAGUGACACUUUAAAGCUAGGUGUUUGUACUGAUCUUCUUGGACUUGUUAAUGUUGUUGUUGGAAGUCAAGCUUCAAGCAAGUGUUGUACAUUGAUUCAAGGUUUGGCUGAUUUGGAUGCAGCAGUAUGCCUUUGUACUGCUAUUAAGGCUAAUGUUCUUGGUAUCAACUUGAAUGUUCCUGUCACACUCAGUCUUCUACUCAGUGCUUGCCAAAAAUCUGUUCCAUCUGGUUUCCAAUGCUCAUAGAGUUUCACCUUAUAAGUCCAAGCCAAACAAAUACUUAUGCUACUUCUAUUUCACUGUUUUUUUUAAUUAUAGUUUAAGUUAAUAAUUGGAACCACAAUGAGUUUAACAAAAUCACGGUAACAUCGUGAUUAUGCUAAAUUAUCAUCAAUCCAAAUGUACUUUGAGUUAUUUCAAUAAUGGAGUAAGCAUGUUUGCUUUAUUUACCAACUUUGUUCUAUUUAAUUUUAAUAUAU